CGAGAUGGUAAGCGGAUGACUUGGCGACACUUAAUCUGUAACAUAACCUUGACACGAGCGUUGUAUUUUUCGUAUUUUCUCCCUCCGAAAUUGCCGUCUUUCAAUUGGACACCAUUUUGUUUAGACUCUCCUGUAGGUACAUAAUAGUUCACAAAAAUGUCCAACUUUGUUGCAAUUCUCACUGUAUGUUUUACGAUUUUUCCAAUUUCUACUGAAUCUAAAUAUAUUCCAAAUCGGUUCCGCCGACAGUAUGGCUGGGCAGGGUCACCAUACUACGGAAAUGCGCAGUAUUACGAGACACAGCCGCAGCAACAGUGGUCGUCUCAAUAUCAGAACAAUCAAAACUACUAUUCUCCAUACUUUUACGGGUACCAACAUCAGCAGACGUGGCAGAAUUCAAACCAAAACCAAUACCAGACAUUGUACAAUCGACCGUCAUGGAUCUCUGAGAACACUGGAGGCAAUAACGGAUAUGCAACAGCGCCGCCAAGUUACAGUGAAGGAGGAAGUUAUGCUCGGCCAAAGUAUCUGGCAACAAUGCAACCGAAGCCGACUAUUUCUCCUGUAAUCCUCGAACGAUCCACAGUUUUUGUGACGCCAGAAACAGUGGGGUCAAUUGAGAGUGGUGAAGAUAGAAAACAUCCAACAUUUUUGGAACGUCUUGGAAGUGCAACUUUACCAAUUGCUACAAUUAUUCCUGGAUCGGAAGAACUAACAAGUGCCGAAGAACGUGGAACUUUGGGGAAUGGGGAGUUGCUACCAGGGCGGACAGAAGAAGAAAAAGAAGAAGCGUCAAUCGAGAAUGUAUCCACGAUUCCAUCCACAACAAGUGCAACUGAAAACACAUCAUCAGAGACUUCAGUAUUAGAAAAAGACGAGAUCACAUCUUCUGAAUUUUUUGCGACAUCAAGUGAGACUACUGAAGCUCCAGAAACAUCAACCACUACUGAAAAAGCGACAACUACGGAAAUAACUCCAGUUUCUUCCGAUAGUCCAGCAAUAGAAAGUACGACGACUACCACAGCCUCUCCAAAAACGUCCACUACGCUUACACCAGAACCUAUAACAACAGUACCUGCAAAGGAUGUAAAGCCAGUUACACUUUUAGCAUUCCAGGAAGUUAGCAAUGAAGUUACUUCCAACGUCUCUAAUGUAACGCAACCGACCGUAGAUCAAAGCACAAGUGCUAACAAUUUGAAUGAAAUUGGAGAAGGGUCUGGGACGGAGCCUCUUGCUACAUCUGAGCCGCACCCUACUGAAUCUAAAUUUGUUACGGGAAUUGUUGGACUGCGAGCUCCGCCAAUGCCAAAAACCAAUGAGAAGGUGGGACUUGAAGUUGUGGAAUGGACGGAUUCUGAUAAUGAAGUUAGAAAAGUUCUUCUUACUCAAUGAUUGUAUUUAAAUAUUGUAUCUAUAAACUUUUUUCUCCACGUUGACACAAAUUGAAUAAUAAAUCUACUGAGCUUCA
Messenger RNA from Caenorhabditis elegans, 1468 nucleotides. RefSeq names its product Prion-like-(Q/N-rich)-domain-bearing protein (gene Y41G9A.5). The record is from RefSeq and is marked reviewed. The transcript is spliced from 3 exons. NCBI's taxonomy places the organism in Eukaryota, Metazoa, Nematoda, Chromadorea, Rhabditida, Rhabditidae. Bases 157 to 1392 code for a protein of 411 amino acids.